Molecule: messenger RNA, 2249 nt
Organism: Phlebotomus argentipes
Lineage: Eukaryota; Metazoa; Arthropoda; Insecta; Diptera; Psychodidae
Exons: 5
Coding region: 387-2180 (597 amino acids)
Molecular function (GO): protein binding
Source: RefSeq, a predicted model, not a curated record
UAUUAACAAAUGUGGUGCUCCUGCUUUUAUCGAUCUCUGGUACAUUCCUUGUUAUCAGUUUGACUUUAGGUGAGACCUGAACCCUCUGUUCAUUUUUAUUUCACUUUAUCAACACUUCUGUGCGGUUACUCCAUCAUUGAAUAACAAGAGUAUUUUUUGGAGGAUUGCAGCGUCUGUGUAAUAAAUGACGAAGUCAAAUUGUGAGAGUUUUCUCUUCACUGUGAUCCAAUAUACGGAGAAGGACAGAAAAAGAGACUGAAGCUGACAUUCGGGUGGAAAAAAGAGCUGAAAUUAAUUGCAUUGAAAUUGGUUUUCGUUGUGUUUUUGUGGCAUAUUGUUUGCACUGAAAGUGCGGUGAGAGAUCGUGUGGCGCAAAAGACAAAGAAAUGUCUUCAAAAAAUAGUUAUAUAAUUAAAGUAGUGGUCAGAGCCACAGCGAUUCUUUUAUUACUGCAAAAUAACAAUAUUUCAAUUUGUGCCUAUCAUGUGGAUACGCACAAUGUAGCAAAACGAAUGGUGGACCCGGACUUAUGUAUAGGUCGUUAUGACGUUCAUGUGGACACAAUAAUCCGGACCAAGGAGUCACUGAAGCUGAAGGCAGUCUUUCUGGACGAGACGGAAGUGUUGAAUAAUCAGGAUUGCGCAAAUCUCUGUUGUGAAACUGAGAAUUGUGAUGUCUUCAUAUACGAAGAGAAGGUGAAGGGCACAUGUUUCUUGUUCCAAUGCGGACCACCUGAGGACUUUCGAUGUAAAUUCACACGCCAUGCCAACUACACAAGUGCAGUGAUGAGUCCAAUGCGUCAGCCCGAGCAGCAGACUCCACCUCCCGUCCUUCGUCCCGCAAUUCCGCAAGCAGCCCCUCAUGCGGGGCUCACGGUGCAUGAGAUGGAACUCGUGAGCCUCAAGAGUGGCAAGGGCUUGCGCGGUGACGAGACGAUGCCUGGUAAUUUCACCCAAAGCAAAAAUGCGACCCCGGUGGAAACGACAACAGUCAAGAACGGCGGCUGCAGUCGCUUCCAAUUCGCUUGCCACUCUGGGGAGUGUUUGGCCGUGUACAAUGCUUGCGAUGGUAUUCCCCAGUGCGAAGAUGGCAGUGAUGAAGGACCCGAAUGUCCAGCAGGACAGAAACAAUUGCCUGGCGUCCAGCAGGCUGGACAGAAUGGCCAGCAGAUGCAAGAUUUGUCCAAUGCCAUGAGACUAUUGCCGUCGGAUGGUGCAAAUGCGGGAAAUGCGGCUCCACAGACGACAAUGCAAAGGCAGUAUCAGAUUCACAACCGGGAAGAUCCAAUGACGGCACCCAAACAAUGGCCUCAAAUAAAUCCCAUGUUCUUAGAUGGUGACAGUAGAAUUUUCAACCACAAAGGAAGACUUCAAGCUCCAGGAAGUGGAUUGUCAGCGGGGGGUUAUCAAAUGGUGGGUCCUCAGGACGCUUUUAUGAGGCCCCAAAUUGAUCCGUACUCACGCGGACAAGGGCAACAGCAGCAGCAGCAAUCCUGGCUCCCGGAUCACUAUGGGGUGAAAAUGCAAGGGAAUCCGAUGGAUUGGCCACAAUCGCCUGGCGACCAGCCUCUUGUUGUGCAGCAAUCGCCAGCCAUCCUGGCCCCACCGGCUCCGCAGAUGCCACAGCCGCCUCAAAUAACGUCCGGUCAAGUGGAGCUCCAGCAGCAACGUCCAGAUUGGCCAAUCAUGCCUCUCAUGCCAAUGCAAUCGGCGAAGGCUCAUUCUGACGAGAAUGCAAAAAAGCCACAAAGAGCGGAAUCUAAGAUCAAAACGACCAACGAUAGUGAGGAAAUAUCUGGCAAUGAGUAUCAAGAUGAGUCAGAUGAUGAAUUGGAGGCGAGAACAACAACAGCAGCGCCGAGGAAGAAGAACAGAAAACACAAGAAGCCGAAAGAGAGCGCCAAAGACAAAGCAGCCAAGGUUAAAGAAGGUGACAAACCACUCCACGAGCAACUGAAGAUGAUUCAUAAUGAUCUGGAAAUGGAGUUCGUGGAUCACGACGGCGAGGCUGAGCGUCCAGGCGGGGCAGUUUUAUCUCUCACGCUGGGCAUAAUCGUCAUGGCUGCUCUCGCCAUUCUAGUGGGAUGUCGGAUGAGAGUUGUGGGGCGCAGAAUUCGACGCGGUGGAAAGAGUCAAUAUGCUCAUGAUGCGGAUUUCCUUGUAAAUGGCAUGUAUCUCUAAAUAUUCCCAGUUUCCAGCCACAUUGCUUGUGGCUCUCAGCGGAAAGAGAAUUCUCCAGCUUCACUCCAC